Molecule: messenger RNA, 983 nt
Organism: Hibiscus syriacus
Lineage: Eukaryota; Viridiplantae; Streptophyta; Magnoliopsida; Malvales; Malvaceae
Product: nucleolin-like
Exons: 2
Coding region: 62-703 (213 amino acids)
Source: RefSeq, a predicted model, not a curated record
AUAACCAGCUGAUAAAGGAAGACUGAAGGGGCCAGGAAAUGUCUACGAUAAGGGAAUAAAAAUGAGCGGAAGAAAGAAGAGCUCCGAUGCAACGGCGGAUACCGAUGCGGUGGAGCAGCUGUUGCAAGCGGCGAACGAUGAGAUGCUCUUAGAACUCUCUGUCGACAGCCAUAUGUCCCGUGUGGCACCCGAUUAUCUCGACCCCGAUCUCCGCCGCCGAUUCCAGGCCCUCCGAUCCCGACCUUCCUCUUCCCACCCACAACAGAAAAAGCAAUCAUCGGCACCACCUCCACCACAGGCUCCGAAACCACAAAUGGAGCAAAAGGAAGACGGGGAUAAAAAGGAGAGAGAAUCAAAGGUUGUUGUUGCCGGUGAUGUUGACGACGAAUUGAAGGCUGUGUUGGGCGAUGAUCUCUCCGCACGAUUCGCUGCUCUCAAGGCUUCCUUGUCUUCAUCUUCUUCUAAUCCUUCUGCUUCUACUACUAACGAAGUUCGUAUCGAUCUAGAAAAAUCCGACGGCGAAGAUGACGAGGAAGAUGAAGUUGAAAGAGUGAUCCAAUGGGCAAAGGACGCUGCUCGCCUUGAUCCUUCCCCUGCCUCUGAUGACGAUGAUGAUCUAAUCGGUUCCGAUUCCGGUGAUAAUGAUACCGACUAUGACGAUGAUCCCAAACAUAGAAAAAAGGAAACAAAACGUAGGGAAUGAGAACCUCCUUAAAGCAGCCUUGCAGGCAUUAAAUCUUCAUGUAAUGGCACCAUACGCUUCGAGGUUUUAUCAUAUUUUCUUUUCGUUUUACUACUUUUUUGCCUUUGAAAGAUCAUUCAUGCGUAGAACACUGCUGUUGCUUAUAGUAUGCUGUUAUGUGCUGUGUAACUUCGGUAGUGAAUAUUCUUGUAGACACAGUUAGUAUUUCCUGUGCAAAAACGAGUUGGAAAUGAUGAUUUGUGUGUCUAGGAAUGGAAGAGCCAUUUUUUAAACCUUGCAA